AUGAGCGAAACAACUUCACAGCAAACGACAACUCCUGUCCGUCGGAAACAUAGCAGACAGAGCACCAAGUCAACCGCUCAUAAGGCAUAUGCGUCUGAAAACGAUGUUGCUGUGCUGGAAACUCCGCGGCCUCAUAUGCCGAAAACACCAAACAAGACGGGCGAGACUUCUACUCCGGACACCGACUUUCCUUCAUCGCAGCAUUCGAAUAGCAAAAGUAGGGCAAAGAAUAAGGCGAAUUCAAAAAAUGUUCCUCUGUCUCCCGACCCGACACGGUACGGUCGCCAAACCCCUCCGCAACGAUCCGUUUCGAUCAAACCGGGCAUCAAUACCGCAUUUGCGGGUGCUACUUUCCAUGCAUCUCCUGCACCAUCUGCUCUGCCCAUUCCAAGCUUCCUCUCCAAGUCCUCAAGCGGAUCGCCCGCUGCACCGGGCAAAGGGGCGCUCCAAGAACCAUCACCACCCCCAACUGAUGGGGAUAUACCUACACCUUUUCGACCAUCAUCAGUGCCUAAGAUGAGUGAGUCACCGCUAGACUUCAUGUUUCGCGCGCACAGGGAAGAAAAAGAGAGAAAUUUUCGAGAGAAUCUUCCAAGUCACUCUUCCAGUACUUCUCAGUCGCCGCAACAUUCGCAACCGAGUAACAUCGGAGGGCUUCCAAAGCCGUCAAGUCUGCCGCAUCAAAGACGGACUUGUUUCCGGCAACAAGCAGGUGGCAUUGAUUUUUUGGAACUGGAUGGCACACCAGGCAAACCGCUUGGUCCAGCAUUCUCAACCCCGUACCAAGAACGAAUCAAAGCUGCUCGGUCUGUCUCAAAUAGUAACACUCCUCGCAGCACUGGCCAGACCGCUGGUUACCUCAACGAGUCCGAGCCAGUCGAAGAUCCGGCAGAAGCAUUAAAGAAGUUUCUUUUUGGCAGCAAACCUUUAAUCUCUACUGGUCCCUUGCGAACUGCUACUGAAACCAAAUUUAUACAGCAGACCGUAGCCAGCGCGAAUCCUUCAAUGUCAACUGGCACUGAGUCUGGGCCGAAGACUGUUCGCGCAGACAACAUUGAGGAAAUGGAAAAUGAUCUUCGGCGGAUUUUGAAAGUAGAUAUGACCCCAGGGUCGGACUCUGGGAGCCGUGCUUUUUUUUCGAGAUGA
This is a messenger RNA of Metarhizium album ARSEF 1941, 1146 nucleotides long. RefSeq lists its product as uncharacterized. NCBI's taxonomy places the organism in Eukaryota, Fungi, Ascomycota, Sordariomycetes, Hypocreales, Clavicipitaceae. The coding region runs from base 1 to 1146 and encodes 381 amino acids. The transcript has a single exon. The record is from RefSeq and is a predicted model, not a curated record.